AUUCACCGUCGCCGACCCGAUCUCCUUUCGAUUUGCUUUUUAUUUUUUUCUUAAAAUUUUAUGUUGAAAGAUUGCCGAAGGGAGAUUGAGAUCCAAAUCUUGUUUUCAUCUUCUCAUGCUCUUUUGUUUGACCUAAAAACAAAUGCAAAUUCGUAUUCUUUCUUCUGGGAGUGUUCUAUGAUCCAUUAACAGUUCAUAUUUGUUCUCGGAUCAGAUCCGCAUAGGUGCUGAUUUUGAUAUUAAUUUGUGGGGCCUAGUGGAAUAACCAAAACGCCGAAGGAGCUUAGUUUGAAACAUGGUUCCUACCAAAAAAGCCGAUAGAAAAGCCUCAUUGGAUGUCGCCUCAUGGAUGUUCAACGUUGUAACUUCGGUUGGGAUCAUCAUGGUUAAUAAAGCCUUAAUGGCUACUUAUGGUUUUAGCUUUGCUACAACUUUAACGGGUCUGCAUUUCACUACGACGACUAUCAUGACUUCUGUGCUUAGGUGGUUGGGAUACAUUCAACCUUCUCACUUGCCAGCAAUAGAACUCAUAAAAUUCGUCACUUUCGCUAACUUAUCCAUCGUUGGAAUGAAUGUUAGUUUGAUGUGGAAUUCUGUGGGAUUUUAUCAGAUCGCGAAGCUCUGUAUGAUCCCCGUGUCGUGUUUUCUAGAAGUUAUAUUCGAUAAGGUUCGUUAUUCGAGAGAUACAAAGCUCAGCAUUUUGGUGGUUCUCUUAGGUGUUGCGGUCUGUACAGUUACUGAUGUGAGUGUUAAUGCCAAAGGUCUGAUUGCCGCUGUUAUUGCUGUUUGGAGCACAGCCUUACAACAAUAUUAUGUCCAUUUUCUUCAACGGAAGUACUCUCUGGGCUCAUUCAAUCUCUUAGGCCACACUGCUCCCUCACAGGCAGCGUCUCUGCUGCUUCUUGGCCCUUUUGUAGAUUACUUAUUAACCACAAAAAAGGUUUAUUCCUUCGACUACAAUGUAACCACAGUGUUCUUUGUGACCUUGUCCUGCCUAAUCGCAAUAGGCACGAAUUUGAGUCAGUUCAUCUGCAUCGGCCGAUUCUCGGCGGUUUCAUUCCAAGUUCUUGGUCAUAUGAAGACCAUUCUUGUGUUGCUUUUGGGAUUUUUUUUGUUUGGGAGAGAAGGGCUCAAUCUUCAGGUAGUUGCUGGGAUGAUAUUAGCAGUUGCAGGGAUGGUUUGGUAUGGGAAUGCAUCUUCGAAGCCUGGUGGCAAAGAGCGGCGGCCGGCGAGCGAUAAAUCUCAUAAGAGUCGAUCGUUAUCGGAUUCCGAACAGAUUGAUGAGAAGGUUUAGAUUUUGUUUAGAGUUUUUUCUUAUUAGUUUUUUAUUUGUGGGGGAGUUCAUGAGGAUUGAAGCUUCCCUUAAAUUGAAUGCUACAAUCAUUGAUGAUUAUAGUUAU
Messenger RNA from Phalaenopsis equestris, 1400 nucleotides. Its product is annotated as UDP-galactose transporter 2-like. Gene Ontology annotation, cellular component: Golgi apparatus. Lineage: Eukaryota; Viridiplantae; Streptophyta; Magnoliopsida; Asparagales; Orchidaceae. The coding region runs from base 296 to 1294 and encodes 332 amino acids. The transcript is spliced from 6 exons. The record is from RefSeq and is a predicted model, not a curated record. Gene Ontology annotation, molecular function: antiporter activity; UDP-galactose transmembrane transporter activity.